AUGGCAUCUCAACAAACAGACUCAUCGGAGUCGUCCAGCCCCACGUCCUCCAUUGAGUCAACAACACCAGUUGUACCGGCCAGUUCUGCGUCAGACUCAUCAGCCACCUUCGACUUCGAUGCCGUCCUAUCCAAGCACAACGUCACCAGGAGUUGUCUCAACAGUGUCCAUAGUGUACUGAUUGACAUUGCGAAGGAUGCAGGAAAGAUCAUGGUCGCAGCCGAGGAUUGCAUCAUCACGACUGUCCACAAGAACAACACAUCUGACGUAGUCACCAAAUUCGACAAGCAAAUCGAAGCGAUGGCCGAAAGACGCCUCGCUGAGGCCUUCCCUGAAUGCACCUUCCUCGGCGAAGAGACGUUCAAGCAUGGCACUAAGCUCGCAGACACGCCGACAUUCAUCGUGGAUCCCAUCGACGGAACGCUGAACUUCUCCCUCGGCGUGCCUAACUGCGCCAUCUCACUGGCUCUAACACUCGACAAGAAGCCUGUCGUUGGCGUCGUCUUCAACCCUUUCCGCGGAGACAUGUACCAUGCGAUCAAGGGCCAAGGCGCAUACCUGACGAAGACCUUCACGAACCGCAAGAUUAAGCUACCCAUCCACCCCAUUCCUAAACCGAUGCCAUCGCUUAACUCUUGUCUCAUGGCCGUUGAGUGGGGUAACCAGCGCUCUGGUCCAAACUGGGCACUGCGCACCUCGAUCCACAACGCUCUCCUCACCUCCAAGAUCGAAGGCGGCGCAAUGUGCAAAUCAGUGCGCUCAAACGGAUCCGCAGCACUGGACUUCUGCUACGUAGCUCACGGCAUGCUCGACGCGUUCUGGGAAGGAGGAGUAUACUCUUGGGACGUCGCUGCUGGAUGGUGCAUCCUGGAAGAGGCUGGUGGCGUUGUUGUGAGCGCGAACCCUGGAGAUUGGGACCCACAGCUUGAGGGUCGUCUUUACUUUGCUGUGCGCAAUGCGAAGCGCGAGGAUCAGCGUGCUGUUAUUCAGGAACUGUGGGGGAUGAUGGGGGAUCGGAAGUUUGUGUUCCCUUGA
This is a messenger RNA of Alternaria novae-zelandiae, 1035 nucleotides long. RefSeq lists its product as uncharacterized. Gene Ontology annotation, molecular function: inositol monophosphate 1-phosphatase activity. The record is from RefSeq and is a predicted model, not a curated record. NCBI's taxonomy places the organism in Eukaryota, Fungi, Ascomycota, Dothideomycetes, Pleosporales, Pleosporaceae. Gene Ontology annotation, biological process: inositol metabolic process; phosphatidylinositol phosphate biosynthetic process; signal transduction. The transcript has a single exon. The coding region runs from base 1 to 1035 and encodes 344 amino acids.